This is a messenger RNA of Gasterosteus aculeatus aculeatus (three-spined stickleback), 2057 nucleotides long. It is a transcript of the gene cdhr5-rs, whose product is annotated as cadherin-related family member 5, related sequence. Gene Ontology annotation, molecular function: cadherin binding; beta-catenin binding; calcium ion binding. Gene Ontology annotation, biological process: multicellular organism development; cell-cell adhesion mediated by cadherin; adherens junction organization. Gene Ontology annotation, cellular component: catenin complex; adherens junction; membrane. The record is from RefSeq and is a predicted model, not a curated record. Lineage: Eukaryota; Metazoa; Chordata; Actinopteri; Perciformes; Gasterosteidae.
UACAUGAGAUUAUCAACAUGAGUCAUCUCGCGUCAAAUCAGUUUCUCAUCCCUCACUUUGUGUGUUCUCGAUGAUCAUCUUGAGAAAGACGAUUUGAUGAAAGCUGUGACAUGGAGUCAACCUGAUGAUUGUGUGCUCUGUAGAAGGAGAAUGUGGAGGAAGAUGCUGAGACCCUGCAACCUGCUGCUGUGGCAGGUGGCUCUCAGCUUGUCGUAUCAUGUUGUUACAGCCAGUCCGUGUGGGGGUGGCUCAGACAUCUUUGCGGCACUCAGGGAGAACAGUCCGACGGGUCAGUUCAUCUCUGAGCUCGGCAUAACCGCAGAACCAGGGGCCAACAGAGCUAACAGCCUCCGCCUGUGUGUGAGCGGAGAGGACGCCGCCUGGUUCUACUUAGACGGCCGAACCCUCCGACUGAACGCCUCUGAUCCCAGAGUGCUCGACAAAGAGGCCCAGGGGCCCAUGCUCAUAGCUGAGCUCACCUGUUACCAGGACGACGUCAUCCAGAGUAAGUUCAGGAUUCUGGUGGAGAUACUGAAUGAAAACGACAACAGACCAAAGUUUGUAGAGGAGACGAUUCACCGGUUCACAGUUAAUGAGCUGACAGCCGUGAACUCUGUGCUUUUCACUGUGAAGGCCGUGGAUGCAGACGGGGACGUCAUCAGUUACAUCAUUGAUCCAUCUUCGAGUGACCCACAGUUCUUCAGGAUUGAUCUACCCAACAGUGGAAAGAUCGUUCUGAACAAACCUCUGGACUAUGAGACUAGAACCCAGGUGCAGGUGCUCAUCUGGGCCCAGGAAGUGAACACUGAGGAGAAGUUCAACACUUCUGCGGUUCUGACUGUGAACAUCGAGGAUGGGGACGACCAGUAUCCUCACUUCCUGCCCUGCACACGUGUCUCUCCAGGUGUUCCUGUCUGUGUGAGCCCCACCUAUAGCACAAACAUCACACAAAAACACCAGGACCUAGUUCUCAAGUUUUCUCCCGGUCCAAUCAGAGCAGAGGAUGGAGACCGAGGACUCAACACCCCUCUGAUCUACAGCAUCCUGUCAGGGGGGAAUCAAAGCCGGUUUGAGAUCAACAACAGGACCGGUGAGAUCCAGCUAACCAGAGCUGUCCCCCUUAGACAUCAGGAGAAGACCUUCACACUCAGUGUCAUGGUGUGUCAGGAGGACGACCAUCUUAAGUACAGUGUAGUUUCGGUUCUGAUCAGGGUUCUCAAUGAGAACACGUUCCCUCCGGUCUUCAACAGAACCACCUUUAAAGGAUUCAUAGUCCAGAACUUGAAUCCAGCCUCCAUCGUCACCACAUAUGGGAACCACGUUUUACAGAUCCUGGCAUCAGACCGUGACUUCUCUGACGGCCUGAAUCCAAACAUCCACUACUCCAUUCUUCCUCCAUCUGGACUAUACCAAGUGACCAACGAUGGGGUUCUGAUUGCCAGGACGGACAGUCUACAUGCCUUUGACAGACACAUAAUACAGCGCGGGAACACGGCAGCUGCGCCGUUUCCGUGACAACCCACAGACUAGCCGGGGCACUGACUCUCUGUCUCUCCCAUACAGAGGUACUGCGUGCAGUACACACAGACACACACGUGGGCACUAGCUAGCAUGAAAUGCACGAACUGUGCUAGCACAUUUCUGUAUUUCCAGCAAUUGUUUCAAAUGUAGUUCAGCUUUUCCAGUUUCUCGACUUUUAGACCAUUGUGGUGAUGGGGGGAGGGGUGGUGGCGCUGACGGUACGCCAAAGUUGGCCGUACUCCCUCCCGUCGGCAGCUGACCGCACCGUACUCCCCGGCAGGUCGGAUGUGGCCCACAGGCCGGAGUUUGAGACCCCUAGCGUAGAUGUUUAUCUACAGUAAAAUAACCCAAAACCUUUUAUUCCUAUGAUUUACUGAUUGGUUGUCACUAACUGUUCUCUACAUUCAUUCCGUUGCUCGCUCAAUAUUCUAUUGUGUAUGCUUUCCGGUGUCACGGUGUGGUUCACUUCAUGUUAUAUUUUGUAGUUUUCUGCCACUCGUGUCCCCGGGUAUCUUCACUUCCUGCCUUGUCAUGUC